Molecule: messenger RNA, 14553 nt
Organism: Pocillopora meandrina
Lineage: Eukaryota; Metazoa; Cnidaria; Anthozoa; Scleractinia; Pocilloporidae
Source: the annotation of a GenBank genome assembly
CGAUUGGCGAGCACAUGACCACUUAAACAUUGCUUUAACGCCUGGCUUCAACGUGUAGUAUUUCUUCUCGGGUUUAAUACUUUUGUCAAGCAGUCUACUCUGACACGCACAAUUUCUUUUAUUGACUGAACAUCUCGCCAGAUAGCCUUAUGGCCAACUGUUCAACAGAGGCAGAAAUACCUCUGAAUCAAAUCGACGGCGAUCCUGAAGUGAAUACGUCUGGAAAAGGAGAGUUUAAAGGAAUAUUCUUCGACAAAGUCAAACUAAUAGCUGCGGCCGUUGUUCUAGUUAUCUUGUUGAUCAUUAUUAUUGUCCUUGCCGCCGUCCUUGGUCAAGAGCGUGCCAGAAGAGGAAAAGAUGAGAUCCGUAAGUGUGGCAAAUAAUUGUUAUUCUUUCGAGACAUGCCAGUCUCAGGUUCAUUUCAACUCUGAUUGCCAGGAAUGUCCCCUAAAUUCUCUUUGUAAACUACUGUACUGUCGCUUAGAUAAAUGGUACUUUAUGCAAAUAAGCUGUAAUAUUAUUGACAUCUUUAUUUGCUGAAUGUUGGUGGAUAGGAUACAUUACUAUCGAUGACUAAACUCGAUGAAAAUUUUAAUCAGUGCAGUACCAGGAACAUUUUUUAACGUCACCCUGAAGCUUCGAUUUAUUCAUAGUAUGAAUUUCUAUAAUAUUGAAUAAUUUAUCACCGCGUUAGCUUCCAACUUGAAGAAAUCAAAACCUACUUGGUAUGCAAAUUACACGGUGACACCUGAAUAUUUAUUAUUUUUCUGUACCGGUAAACAAACAGGUCCAAAUAUAGGUUGAUCCACGGGUUCACCUGCCUACGAAACAGCUUUGACAGUUUAAACGUUUUUUCAUAGAGAAGAAAGAUUUGGAAAAGGUGGCUGCAAUGAUGUAAGCGAUGUCGGAGUAAAAUAUGAAGAAUAUGGCUUUGCGUGAUUCCAGUAACAUAGCUUAAGUGAUGUAUAGGGCUUGUUUUAUUAAUAAACAUAAUAUCCAUGUAUAUAUUCAUAAAUUAUUUGAAUUUCUUUUCACAACCACUCUGUUUCCAUUACAAUUUUUGUCAUCCUUUUAUUCUUCUUUGUAUUCUACGCUGCAGAUGAUUCAGUGUCUGCUCUGAAUUUUCUAGAACUCGCUACCUCUACGGUAGAAACAAUUAUCAAACUAAACCGUUGUAAUGUGAAACACAUAGCACGUUUUGAUAGAUAAGGGAACAUUUCAGAGGCUCUGCAACGCGCGUUAUCAAAAUUGACACAACAGAUAUGUGGGGCGAAUGUUUUUCUGUAAAUCCUUUCGUUUUCCAGUUUACUUCAUUUUUUGGUGUGUUUAUGUUGUGUUUUUUAUUUUCAGAUACUACUUCAAGUAGAUCGCAGAAGGUGUCAUAUAGAAAAUAAUUCUAAAUUUUCCCUACAUCUUAACCGAAUGUUCUUGAUAUGUCGAUCGUACUUUUGACGCCGUACCCGUAAGAGCAGCAACACAAGGGAUACUAUGACUCAAUUUAAUCUGAUACUUAUCAAGAGCUGUAUUAUUAGAGAAGAUAGCUAGUAAUUGUCCGUAAUUGAUUAGUACUGCGACUUGAAAGGAUUGAAUGUAAUGUAAUGUGUGUAACGACAUAACUGCGCGAGUGAAACAUUCCUUAAUUAUCAAUGCAGCGAUACAAAAAAUAUAACCUAAAUUAAUUAGUCCAAUCAACUUCAGUUGUCAUAUGUAUUUUUCUACGCUUUAAUUUUCUACUUUCAAAGUUGUUCAAUCAAUUUAUCUUAACUGUUCAUCAAUGUUAUUACACAGCUCCCGGAGGUGAGACUGAGGAGGAGAAAGAAGGCGGGAGUCCGACCCCUCCUGGCCCAACUACAGCAGGCCCAGAGCCCUGGUGGAGAAUUCGGCUUCCUGAUAAUGUGAUACCAUUUCAUUAUGAUCUCACCUUACACAUCGACAUGAAUAAGCCGAACUUCAAAGGCAAAGUGAAAAUUUGGUUCAAUGUCACGAGUCCCACGCCUUACGUACUAGUUCAUGCUCUCGACAUGAACUUUACUGCAAAUGAAGUCAGGAAACUUUCCGGCGGUAAGCUAAAUUUAAAUGCAUCGCUUCAAGAUGUUUGAAUGAAUAGAAACGGAGCUUGAAAACCCAUUUAUUCAUGAUAGCUUUUAAUAGUUUUUCAAAUUAUUUUACAAUUUCCUAGAGAUUUUGUUUUUAAGUUUAAACGGCAGAGAUCUCCAUGAUAUAUAGGAUUGUAUAACGCUUAGAGGCUUGCAAUAAGCGCCAUAAAAAUUGUAUAUAUUACUACAAUAUCUUAUCAUUAUUAUUAUUAUUAUAAAUAAGAUGGUGACGACUGCGCACAGCCUUUCCUCUCCUAAUAAUGUACAUGAAAAUUUUACGCGCUUCUUAUUGGCUGAAAACAAGUGCAUUCUCAUGUAACACGAGUGCCAAGUCGUAACACGAGUGCAAAUUACAAAUAGUGCGUGCACACUUUCAAAAUUUCGUCUGUCUUGCCUUUCUGUGAUUUUUUUUUCAUGUAAAUUACUAACAAGUAAUAAAGUUAUUUCUCUUGCAAAUUGUUGUAAUGGGUACUUGUAAAUUUUUCAACGACUACAAAUAACACACGCACGACGGGCUCGUGUAAUUUUGUUGCCUUUGCAAAAUUUACUCGUGCUUAUUAACACCAAAUUGCACUCUAAAUAAUGUUACUACUUUGACAAAUGUCAAAUAUCAACAAGAAACAAGAGAGAAUCAUAUCAUGGUGUCAAAAGGCCUUGCGGUGCCAAGUUUGACGCCGUUCAUCUUACCUAUAAAAAUAACAAUUUUUUUUUCUGAAGCUUUCAGUGGGUGGAAUUUAAAAUUCUCGAAUCUGAUUGGCUAAUCGCGCGCGUAACUGGUCUUCGUUUUACAAUUUAGACGAGGUUCCAAAAUUUUGUCCGCGCCAUUCCAGGCAAAGUUAAAUAAAAGGCAAAGAGGCACAAAAAGUAAAUAAGGUGGGUGCGUAUAGGAAACAAUUCUUCCCUCGGUAACAGUUUUCUCCCAUAUGGACCUCUCGCCCUGUAAAUAACACAUAUUUACUUGAUUAAAGCACAAGAGUUAAUGUCGAAUAUAUCACGCCUUGCUUUAUUUCCUGUUUUCUUUAAGGGCCCAUUCCGAUCAAGCGAUAUUUCAAGUUUGAAAAGAAUCAAUUCCUCGUCACAGAGCUAGAGACGUCAUUGGAUAGAGAUCAAUAUACUAUGACAUUGGAAUACUCUGGAGAAUAUGGAAAAGACCUGAGGGGAAUGUACAAAUCCUCCUUCAUAGACGAGAAUGGAAAGGAAUCGUAAGUACCUGCCCUGUCAGUAUAUAUAGAAAAUUAGAUUGUUUGAUAACAUGCCUUAAUGUUUCUUUAUUUUCCUUUCAAACCCGUAACUCUUGAAGUAAAGUUCAGUAGCGGCGUUGAAAACUUAAUUAGCUGUUGUUUUUCUUUUAGAUUUUUCACCGCCACUCAAUUUGAACCCUUGAGAGCGCGCCGAGCGUUUCCAUGCUUCGACGAGCCCGCGAUGAAGGCGACUUUUAACGUGACUCUGGUUCAUGAUCCAAAUCUAAUCGCUUUGUCCAACAUGCCAAUCUAUCGAAGCCAAAUUGAUGAUGGAUGGAAAUAUGAUCACUUCAGAAAGACGGUCAAGAUGUCUACUUAUCUGGCCGCCUUUGCCGUGGGUGACUUUAAGUACAAGGAGACCAAAACAGGCAGUGGCAUACAGGUACACAUCCUAGUAGUAUUUUUUUCUAAUGGUAGGGGAGGGGAUCACUUAACGAUUAGCUGAUGUACCCUCGUACCCAGGCCCAAGUGGUGGUCACUGAAUUCUUCUCUUGCAUGGGCAAGACAGUGCGUCUCUCCGGCUGAUGUAUGAAUGGGAGGCGUCAAAUUGUUAAGAUGUUAAGAACUGAACCUCUUUGAUGGACCAGAAUCCCCUCAAGCGAGAGUAUCAAUAAUCGUAGCCUGGUAAACCGCGAUGAGCUCCAGUGAUGUGGGCGAAUAGGCUUGUGAAAAGACACCGACUACUUUGUUUAUUAUUCAUCCUAUAUCAACGCACAUUUCAAAUCGUACAUUUUUGCUGUGUAUUUAUCGAGUGCUAAUUCACAAUUGAAAUGAAAUUGACUGUUCAAAACGCUUAGUUCCUGACACGGUUUCAACCUCUUCUCUAAUAACCAUAGGAAAUUAAGAAAUCAGUUCAUUCAUACUCUGUUAUCAGCAUGCUAUGAUGUUUGUUCGUAGAUAAGAGUGUACGCAAGACCAGACGUUCUUGAUCAAGUGGACUACGCUUUAAAAGUGUCAAACGAGACAUUUAUAUACUUUGAAGAGUUCUUUGGUGUUCCAUAUUCGUUACCAAAGUCAGGUAAACACUAACUGAGUUUACAAACUAUUCAUGAAGACUUUUACGGAUAAUACGUGUCCCUUAUUAACAUUGGGGAUUCCCUACUGCUAGAUGUAAUUGACACAGUAAUGAAGUCAUUACUAUUAUUAUCACGGAUGCCUAUUGGCUUCUUAUUUGAGGUUUUUUUCUUUUUUCACAGAGACUGAAUUACCGAGAAUUUAGAAUAAUACGGUCGAUGCUAGUAAUACUAAUUUCAGAUCACAAGCAUAGUAAUGUUUUGAGUUAAUCGGCUUGCAGAUGGAAUCGCACUUCCGGUAUUUGGUCCUUCCGGAAUGGAAAACUGGGGCCUUAUUAAAUACCGUGAGACAAAUUUGCUGUUAAUGGAAGGUGAGACUUCAUCUUCGUCAAAAGAGAGCAUCGCAAAACUAGUGGCUCAUGAAGUAGGACAUCAGGUAAAAUUUCUGUACUUGAGCAAAAUUCUACUAGAGAAGCAGGGCAAGUUCUGUGGUCUUCCUGUUCCAAACUCUUAGCUGGGGGGCUAUUGUUCUGAGAAAAGGUUAUCAAAUAACAUGAAUGGUUCAUGUAACCCUUAAUGUAGCAGUAUAUUUAUUGUAAUUUGAUAAUCAGGCCCUCCGUAUUUUCCAACUACGUAAGUAGCCUAAAUUUCAAUAAGCUUAGAGACCAAGCACGCAAUGGGUGUUUACAACUUUGUUACCACUCUUCCCGUAACUUUAUCUCUACCCGAAGGGGCAUUACCCCGAGUGUCGCCUGGUGACGUAAGAAACCCCUUUUAGAGAGAAUUUUUGAAGACGGUCAUUAUACUUUUUGGGGGAAGUAGACAUGUAAUGACAGUUUGAAAUUCUGCCCUAUGUGUAUUUCUGACUUUCACAAGAGGUAGGUUACGGUCGUUACGUUCUAUAUAUAUUUACUAACAUAGUUCUACCACUUCUCCAUCUUUGUCUCCAGUGGUUUGGUAAUAUUGUUACCAUGGAAUGGUGGACAGAUCUGUGGUUAAACGAAGGAUUUGCUACUUACGUCAGUUCGAUUGGAAUCGAUCACGUUCAUCCCGAAUGGAAUAUCGUAAGUUCUUUGCUUAAAAAUGUAUUCUGCAUAUCGUCGCUAUUUUGAAAGAUCACUAGUUCAGCCGUAAAGUAAGAUAUCAAUGACCACAAAUUCCCUUUCUGUUUCAGAUCGACCAGUUUAUCGUCAGAGCAGUUCAAGAUACUUUGCAGCUGGACGGAUUAGCAAGUUCUCACCCAGUUAGGAUUCCUGUUGAAGAUCCCCAGAAAAUUGGAGAAAUCUUUGAUGCCAUCUCGUACAAAAAGGUAUCACUAUGAGUUUGGCAUUGUGACUUGUUAAGUCUCGAAAUUGUAGCUUCUCCAAAUUGCUAGUCCAACUUCAGCCACAUGCUACUAAGGUAGUACCUUGUGUUGCCGGGAUACAUUGAUUGAUAUUCAUCAGAAUACAAGCUCUCGGUUUCUUGAAAUUCACUAAUAUUCGAUUCAAAGCUAACAUCUCUUCCCAAAACAACCUGAUAUUUCGAGCCCUACGAUAUUUACCUAGCUACAAUUUCAUUUUUAUUGGAGGUUCAGAAAAAUGGAUUCUGUCUGAGCCGCAUUAGUUGUUUGAGAUGUAUGUUUUCGAGCCUUUUGCGUGAUGUGUUGUAAAACUUCUUAUAUCUCAUUGGUAUUGCUUUGUUUUCAUUUUUCUUGUCUGUUUGCCUGUUUUUUGCUUGUUCCCUUUUUUUUUCUGAAAUGCGAUAGAAAAUUCAUCCAGAGAUUCAACUCUCGUCAAUGACUGUUCUGUUAAACUCAAAACCAGUUAUUCAACUUAGAUGUUGAUUAUAACUGAUGAAAAGGAGGUACGUUUUCUUAAUAACAAGUGUAACCCUUGCACAACUACAAUCUAUUUUGAGCUUUUCCUCUUUUUGUCCACAGGGUGCUUCCAUUUUAUUGAUGCUUCAUUAUUAUCUAGGAAACGAAGUAUUCCGCGAUGGAUUAAAGGUGCGUUUUCAAUGCGUUCUUUUUAUCUUCCAUUCACUCUCUCCAUUCCCAGUUUGAAUUUUAAAAACCAUUAUUUAAAAACACGCUGCGACUGUUUUUCAAUUUCUUUCAUAUGAUUAUCAUGGUUGAUUAUAUUUUGAUAUGCGUUGUAUAUUCUAUUAUUUUACUUGCUCAAAUAUAGAGAUAUCUUACCAAGCAUGCUUAUGCAAACGCUGAAACAGACGACUUAUGGAAUGCAAUGACAGAGGUGAGCUUUGAACGUUGUUUCUAAGAGUGAGCACAAAACUGAAAUUAUGAAUAAAUCGCCAAUUUAUUUAAUAUUUCGAUUGGUAUUUAUUACCCAAUACUUGUUUUAUAAUUUUCUUGACCAGUCUGAUUGUUGGCAAACCAAGUUUAGGAUUUCAAACGUGGCUAAUAACCUGGGCAACGAAGGUCCAAUCCGGAAGUCCCGAGUCCGUCUUCAAUUAUUCCAUCUAUUUGUCCAUCUCUCAGGAGUUCCGAGUCUGAUUACACGUUUGCGCGUGUAACUUGUCACCUGGUUUGUUUCACUUGUUCGUCAUCUUUUGCAGAGUGCAAGACGACCAAAUGAAUUUGUAGUAAAGAAAGCACAGUUUUAACCUUAAAAUUUCAUGAAGUAUUUGUGCUCUGUGGUACUCCAGCGUAAUGAGUCUUAAUUACUCGUUGCACAUCGUAAAUACGUUGGCAAAAGAUAAUUAUAAUUUGCCGAUAGGAAAUAAUUCAAUUGGCUCUCUCUUUUUCAAAGGCAAAUAAGGCUGCUGGAAAGACGAUGGACGUAGGCAAGAUAAUGAACACCUUCACGCUGCAAAUGGGGUACCCUGUGGUAACCAUAACAGCCACAGAAACACCAAACACAUAUCAAGCAACCCAAGACCGUUUUCUUUACUACAAAGAUCCAAAAGCAAACUACUCGUCUUCCCAGUACAAGUAAGCGACAUUAUCCAGAAUUUUUUUCACCUCAUUGAAGUUUAACGAUAGGGGAGGAUUGGAAAAUACUCCAUAAAUGACCGCCUGCAUUAUCUGACUGCAUAAAGACAAGAUGAGCGCAAGGAAAAGAACUAAAAAAUUUGAACCUUGAGGACAAAUUCUUUUAAAAGUCCUUAAAAUAUAACAGGAUCAACACAGAGCACAGUAACGACCUCAGCUAAUGUUUAUUCUUUAAUCAAUUGGCGCAAAAUAAUUAUAUUAGUCGACAUAACGCCGAAGUUUUUCCUCCCUGCAACUUGGGACAAGUGUACCCCUGUCCAAUUAAUCAAUCAAUAUAUCUAUAUAUGUCUAUUUAACAAAUAGAUUCCAAGUUGCCGUGCGUCUAUUCAGUAGUAAAUCACAGAUGACGUCAAAAUGUGGUAAGAACAAAAAAGUGGCACACGAGGCGCAGCCGAAGGUGUCACUGAUGUUCUUACCACAUUUUGACGUCCUCUGUGAGCUAUUACUUAACAGACGCACGGCAACUUGGAAUCUACUUGUUUUAUAUAAUAAAGAAUGAAAAAAAGGUUUUAAUGAUGACGUCAUCUAUACGUCUGUCCUUCAAUAGAUCAUAAGUGAGAACCAAUCAGAAUGCGAGCAUAACUGAGCUUAUUAUAUAAAUAUAUAUAUAUAUAUAUAUAUAUAUAUAUACACACAUAUUAUAAAGCUCUCUAUUUAAAUAUAUAUGUAUAUUAUAAAGCUCUGCUCUACAAUCUACUGAUCUAAUCUAACGUUGCUUUGUUUUAGUUACAAGUGGGUCAUUCCAUUUACCUACUACACUGGAUCAAGAAAAUCUAAUAAUCCUCCAACAGAUACGAUGUCAAAAAUAAUAGACAAAGAAUCAGGUAAAUGUCGAAGGGCGCCGUUGUUUUAAUCUCUCACACGGUGAAUUUUUUUGUAGAGCAUCACGUUCUGAAAGUGGGGGAUGGGUUUCAGGCGGCAUGCAGGGUCUGAUUUAAUUCGUUUCGUAUUUGUUUGACUUGGUUAUUCCCUGUUAGCUCUUGAUCUUUAAUUUGUAAGCAGAUUUUCUGUUUAGCUUCAUGAGGAAGAUGGCCACUAACGGUAUACAGGUGAGGAGUGUUAUGAAAUAAUCGAUAUACAGGUAAAGAGUGUUAUGAAACCCACGAUAUACAGGUAAAGAGUGUUAUGUAACAGACGAUAUACAAGUAAAGAAUGUUAUGAUAUCAGCGUCAGUGGAAUAAGGGUUCUAAUCCAAGGGCUUACGGCCAGAUAAGUAAUGGAAAUAUGUAGUAUUCGAUAUACAUGUAUUUGUUAACAUUAUAAAUGUAUUGCAGUUAGUUUGAAUUGGGAUGGAAAUGGAUGGAUAAAAGGAAAUAUUGGGCAGACUGGUUUCUACCGCGUCAAUUAUGAAGAAAAAAACUGGGAUAUGCUGGCUGAGCAGCUUAAAAAUAAUUACAAGGUAAUAUAUAGAGAAUAAUAGAUAGGCGUGCGUAGAUAUGGAAUUCCUCUUCAAGUGGUUAACUCGAUAGCUCACAAGUGAGCGCAGCAAACGAAUGAGAUGUCGAGUUGAACACGAGAAGGGAAAUUUCAUAUCUGCAAGUGACCAUGUAUUUUUUUUGUUUAUCAUAUAACCACAAUAGCCCUUCACUGAAAAGAAAAGUCAACUUUAUAAAUGAAUAAAAAUAAAAGGGUCGACAAUCCGCGAAUAAAAUCGUAAAGUGCGUUGGCGCUAAGGCAUAAGAUGAAAAAAUGCAUUGAUACAAUACAAAAAUAGACUAUGGGCGUAAUUUUCAAUAUACAAAAUUGUCAGUUAAUGAAUUGGUCCCUACCGACAGAAGAAAUCUUUCAGGUAUACGGUCAAAAUCGGCUCGUGGAAAAUCUUUCAGUUGUCGGUUUUCGUUCUCAGCCGCGAGAAAUGCCAUUACCAAAGCCACUGAAUUCGAAUAGUUUUCGGUUUUUCUUUCCGUAUUUUGGCUUUCUUCCCCUUCUUGAGAAGCUUGAUUGUCACUGUCUGUAAGUGAUACGGAUUUUUCAGUGUUUUAGCUGCCGUAAUCCCAAAAAAUUCCGACAAACGACCUUGGAUUGAGGAUGGUGAAGGCUUCGCCGUUCAUUCAUCAACGAAACCGAGUGGCGCGAAAUGCGAGUGACGUGUCAGCAGCUGAUUGGCGAUAUCAAACAUACCUGAAAAUAUACGAUAUUAUAUCUCGUGUGUUGCACGGCUUUUUUCAGGGCUCGGAAUCCUUGUAUAACGCCGUACUUUAUAUGAUAAAAUGCAAUAAUAUAAAGAAGGCUUUCAAUCAGUAUGUCAUUUAGUCAAAUAUGUAGUCAUUGACCGUCAAUUUAGGUAGAGUUCAUCCCCCGACAAUAGACUGGCGUGGACUUUUCAAUCAAGCACAAUUUGUCGAUUUUUUAAGCGAGUGUAUGAUCUAUACAUCAAGUUGGACGGUAGCUAGCUUUAGUUCUUAAGUAAUUUUUCAACACCUGAACUGCAUAAAUGGACCAUUCAAUCACUUACAGGUCUUUAACGCCACCGAUCGCGCAGGGCUUAUAGAUGAUUCAUUCAACUUGGCCAGGUGAUAAAAUUAUAAUCCUCAAACUUACAUUGGUUGGUAGAUUGUUAACUAAAGUUUGACCGGUUUUUUAGCUUGUCUCUGUCUGAUUGCUUCCAUGUUUCUUAUAUGUGAUUGGCUGUUUUCCCAUUAGAAACUGUGUGUAAAUGCAAGUUUUGAGAAUUUUUUUCGAAAGGUAGAUCGUGAUCAGAUAAAAUAAUAAAUGAUUCAAAACCUUUUUAUUCCUAGGAGUGACCCAAAAAAACUUUCUCCUCGCAACAUCGAUAAAUUUUCAUGCAGAAAGCUCCUGUUAGACGAUAUCAUGAAAUGUAAUUAAAUUAAAUAAAAAGGCAGACAAUGGAUAUAAUUUAUCUUAAGGAUUCGGAUGUCAAAGAGUUCAUAACAUUCUUAGUUGUGACGCGUGUUGAGCGCUAUGGUUUGAAAAAAAAACAUGUUCUGUUCUUGAUUUUAGAGCCAACUUAUUAAAUCACACAAAGCCUCUUAGUAUAUCAAGUUAUCUGGACAAGGAAGAGGACUACGUUCCAAUGCUAUCCGCGUUGAGAAAAUUUUCACAUAUAUUAGAGAUCGUUCCCUCCACGAGACCAGCCCACAAAUAUUUACAGGUAGGGAUGUAAGCUCGAUUUAAUCUUUUCUUUUCUAGCUCUGGAUUUUCAAGCUGGCGAUUCAAGUCAGAAAUUUUCAGCGGUAUUAAAAUGAGUUUAGAGGGUAUGAUAAGAUAAAGCUCAAGUUUUACUCAGCAUGAGCAGCCUUUAAAAAAAAUUUAAUGCUCCUAGCUUACCAUUUUUUUUACCAAAGAAAGGAAGUCUUUCGGUGGCAUUAUUUCAUCUGUUUUUAAGACGAUGGACAAGAACCACCAGUUCUUGAUAAACCCUCUUCAGUACUAUUAAUUAGAGGGCUGUCUUUUUUUCCUUUAGAUGUAUGUGGAAUAUUUAACAAAGACUCAGUACGACAAGCUUGGAAUCAAAGAUCAAGGAACGCAUCUUGACAAGUAUGAGAAUUGUCAUUCAUCCAUUCAUUUACUUAUCAUUUAUGAAUCCAUACAUACAUCAUCUUAUUUACACAUUCAUUCAUUUAUCCAUCCAUAUCAGAUCAUGAUUUGUUGCAAGUCAAUUUUUCAAUCCUUAUACACUUCGUUCUAAUCUAUUUCUUGGUAGCUGAGUUUAAAAAUGUAUGAAGCAAAGAGCUCACUUUAGGGGAAAAUGCAUGGUUAUCCUCGUUGUUAGACUAAACUGCCUGUAGAAGACACACACCCAAGAUGCAGAGUAUUUUGUUCGUUUUUUUUUCAAGAUUUCUGAGAACUAUUCUCCUCGAUGCUAAUUGUGAGGCUGGGGUCAGGUCAUGUCUGGGAAAUAUGACGAAAAUGUUUCAAGAAUGGAUGAAUGACCCGGUCAAGAACGCGUGAGUACUCUCCAUUACAUUCACCAAUUCUAGAACUGCUACAGUUUCUCGUUGAAGCUGCUGACUGACGAGAUUUUCUCGGCUGUGGGUUUUGCUUUCCGAUAGUUUUCAUAUCCUCCAGCUGUUCUUUUCAUCGAUUGUACCGAAAGGUCGGUAACUCCUCCAGUUUCUUCGAUAGGUCAACAGCUUUAAAAAAAAAAAACGCUCAAGCAUUGUGAUAGGUUACACGUUGUGGAGAAACAUUUAUUUAUUAUGAAGGCGACUUUCAAAUUGUUGAACCCUUAAGGCACAGACAUGGCGGAAGUUGUGCCGUUCAUAUAAUGCUACUCUUAAAUGUCAAAUUCGCUUCAUUUUCAAUCUACAUCUCCAUACAUCAGAGUUGUGACUUUCACCCAGCUGACUUUAGAUCAAUUCUUUUUCCUCUCUUGUGAAAUCAAGGUCAGCGAUGAUUUGAACAAUGAUUUAGAUGUCUGUGAUUGACCUGCCACUUUCAUUAGAGCCUUACUUACAUAUUAUUGGACGGCUUCACUUUGUAGUGUACCAGCGGAUCUCAAAGCCUUAGUUUACCAUUUUGGAAUAGUGACUGGUGGAGAGAAGGAAUGGAACUUCGCUUACAAUCAGUUUAAAACUACGACUGUAAUCUCAGAUAAAAAUACACUGCUUUACGCCAUGGCAGGAUCACAACAGCCUUGGAUUAUCCAGAGGUAAACGCUAAUCAAAUUGAAGCAAUACCAAGGAUCCUUAUUUUGAACGAAUAUUAUUCAUUUUUUUCCUCAGUUUUUUCAUGAGUUUUGGUAUGAUUAAAAAAGGGAACACCUACGAUAAAAACUUUGUAUUCCUAAAGUUCCACGGCUAAGAAAAAUUUGGUCGAUUCUUGGAGAAAAGUAUUCAGUCCAGGAGGUGUUAGCCGCAGUUCCAACCAAACCCUUCAUUUUUUGGAGAUAUCUACACUGCUUUGAGUGACAAGGUUGGCCAGAUCCUUGUAAAGUAACGUAACCAGCAAGCACGUUACUUUGUAAAGUGACGUAACUAGUGAACACCUAACCUUAAAAAGUGAAGUAACUGCUAAACGCGUGAAACGGCCCAAUUCACGGAAACAUUUUAAAUUAGAAGUAGGUCAAUAGAUAUGGCCUCGAGGCUAAUUCGAUGAUGAUUUUUUAAAUUGGGCCAUUUGGAAACAGCGUGAACAACUAGAAAUCUGUGUUUCGUUUUCCUUCUAAAGGGUAUCAGAUCUUUGUUUAAAAAUGUCAAACAAUUCCAAAAAUGAAAUUGGUUCUAGUGGAAAAUUCUCUGAGUUUGUGCAUGCUUGAAUGUUAAUGUAUUUUAGUAUAUUACUGAAAAACAAACAGUUCUAAACAAACAUUGAAUAUAUUCAAAAGAUUUGUAUGAAGUUUUCAGCGGUAUUUUGGUAAAAAUUUCCGACUGCCGGACGUUUAGUCCGUUUGAGAACGUACCGGCAAUCUGAUCCGAAGUGUACAAUUUCUAAGGUCGACAAUCAAGCUCGGAAAAAUUGUCCACUUAAACCCAAAUUAGUUUUUGGAAUCGCGUGACAUUUCUAUACCAAAAUCUGAUACUCUUAAGAAGUUUCAGAGAAGCUUUCAAUAGAACUUUGGUGAAAAUGUCAAACUGGCGGGCAUCUAAUCCAUUCGAGACCGUGCCAGAUAGUCUGAUCAGAAGCGUAGAAUUCCUAAGUGUCGACAACCCAGCGAUAAUAAAAUAUACCUCUUUACAUUUUCAGGUACUUAGAGUAUACUUUGGAUCCCUCGAAAAUCUCUCCCCGCAAUCUAGUUUAUGUGAUGUACUACAUUGCUAAAAGUAAUGAAAUGGGUGCCAACGUAGCGUGGAAUUUCUUCCAGUUGAAAUGGAAUGUAAUAUCCAAAAUGUGAGUAUGAGAAAAGUGAUUGCUGUAAAAAUCACUUGCAAGAUACUUAAAAUAGAUUUGACACUUAAUUUCCAUUAAGGAUAAGCUGGUGAUAUCUCUCUAUUUAAAUUCCAAGGAACAAAGAUUUUUGUUCUUGUUCACUCGAGAAAAUGAAAUUGCGCACAUUGAAAAUAACCAAAAAAAUUGAUAAAAAAAUGUAUGUGUGUAUCUAAUUAAUUUCCAAUUAUUAUUGCAGGUAUGGAGGUUCGUAUAUGACUUUAAGGCGUUUUAUUCCUUUCGUGUCCAGGCGAUUCUCUACAGAUUUCGAGUUACAGCAGGUAAACUUAACGAUAUUAUUUUGCUAAAGGUUAAUAUCUUAUGAAGCUAUAUCAUUUUAUUUGACAUGCGAAAAAACCUUGCGUGUUUUAUGAGCCACAAUUCGGCCAGAUUUCACUGGACAUUUCAUUUUCAGAUUCUGUAUUAAGGCUACGAAAUUUCGGCAAUGUGUUAGAUUAGACUUGCCGAACUAUUUUAGUUUGUGAACUACUGCAGAUUGUGAACUUUGAUGGUUUGCGAACUUUUGAACUCUUGUUUAACUCGUUCAACCAAUCGGAUUAUUUAAACCUCUCUAACAAGGAUUCUGAUUGGCUUAUUGUGGCGUGCUUUAUGAGAAUAGAGAGCUUGCUGACGACACUGUUGUUCGCUCUGGAAAUAAAAUUUUGUAUGGAAAAUUGAAGUAAUGCUUGGGGAAUUUCACAGACUCUUUAUUAUAAAACAAGUAGAGAAGCCUAAACUGUGCUCUGCUUUGUUGUAAAGCACUUAGGAAGCGGCUAGAGCACCCCAGAGGUGGAGAGACACUCGACUACGUAUUUCUCCUUACACUUCCUGCGUGCUUUAUAACUUGAAACAUAACAGAGCGCAGCACAGGCUUCCCUAUUUGUUAAAUUGUGUCGUUAAGUUGUGUUUACCAGUAAUUUACUUCCAGAAUUACAGCUUGAUGGGUUUUUGGGAAUAUGUUGCGCCAUGGUUUUUCCGUCAGAUUUGAACAAACUUUACCUGAAAAGUUUAAAAGGAGUUUCGUAAUUACUGCACUGUUUCCCCUUUUUUCUCUUUCAGCUGCUUGAUUUCAUCCAGACGGUAAAUAAGGGUGGACCCUUAUCAUGGACGGUGCAACAGUCGAUAGAAAAAGUAAAAGAAAAUAUACAAUGGCGAAAAACCAAUGAGAAUGACGUUGAGUCCUGGUUAAAGGAUUUCUUUGCUAAAAAGUCCAAGAAAGAUACUGAUGACGGUUUUACUGAUCCGGCAAAAUAGGCGACGAAUUCCUCUGAAUAAUCAUGAUUACACUACCAUAAAUUUAGACGCAAAAAUAUUGCUUCGCGUGCAAGAAGUUCAAGAACUUUAUCACUGUGACCCACUUGUUUAUUUAAGGCUUUAUGUGCGAG